Messenger RNA from Trachemys scripta elegans, 4165 nucleotides. RefSeq names its product RAB44, member RAS oncogene family (gene RAB44). The record is from RefSeq and is a predicted model, not a curated record. Bases 224 to 3070 code for a protein of 948 amino acids. The transcript has 16 exons. Gene Ontology annotation, molecular function: calcium ion binding; GTP binding; GTPase activity. NCBI's taxonomy places the organism in Eukaryota, Metazoa, Chordata, Testudines, Emydidae.
AAAGUGAGUUGAGCAAGAGAAAGAAAAUGUCAGAUCAUGCCCGAGUCAGGUUGAUGAAACAUAACAGCAGAAGCAGCACCCCUCCUCUGCACUUACUGUGCCAACUUACCGCAAGAAAUAAAGGAACCAACUCACUUCAGAGAAGGUGUCCCACACUUUGCAACGUCUGAAAGCCUCUCCCGGAGGCACUGCUGGAAGGGUUGAGCCACACAUUGAAAGAGCCAUGGAGGAGCAGAGGAGGCCCAGGAAGCUGGGCUCAAGCCGACGAAAGCAGCUGCGAGACGUGUUUGGUGGUGCAAAGACAUCCCCGAUCCCGGAGGAGGAGCCGUUCCCACCCGAAAUAAUGGAAAAGGUUCAGGAAUUCUUCCAGGAAUGCGACAAGGACCAGAAAGGUUUCAUCACACGUGCCGACAUGCAGAAACUGAAGAAGGAGGAUUUCCCAUGCAGUGCAGCGGAGCUGGAGCUGGUCUUUGAUGGUCUCGAUACCGACAAGAAUGGAUAUUUAACUACGGAGGAAUUCACCACAGGGCUCAAGCAGUUCCUGAGCUUGCAGACCGCGACAAGGCAGCACAGGAGGAGGAAGACAGCUUCCAGGAGGGUGUACAUGUCCCGCACAGACUACUCCCUGGAGGAAGCAGACAGUGAGGAAAGAAAAUGCUUCAGAGCAUUCAUGGACCAACUGGGAGCAGAAAAUAUCUUUGAAGACCAGUCAGAGAUUUGGAGGCUGUGGGUGAAGCUCCGUCAAGACGAGCCUCACCUGUUGGGGAACUUGGAGGAGUUCUUGGCCACGAUGACGCACCGGAUCAAGGAAGCUCGGAGUGAAAAGGUGACGCUGGAGCUGACCUUGAACAAACGGGUCACUGAUCACAACCGGGAGGUGCAGCAGCUGUACGAGGAAAUGGAGCAGCAAAUAAACCGGGAGAAGCAGCGCCUGCAGCAUGAGAGUAAAGCAAGAAGUCACCUGCACACCACGGAGGUGCAGAGAGCACUAGACGUUGUGGAUGGGGAAGUGCAGCGCUUGCUGGUGGUUCAAAGUGAGCUCGAGACCCAGUUCCACAGCCUCAGCACCAAGCAGCACGCUGCCACCAGCGAGAACCAGAGGCUGAAAAAAAACAACCAGGACCUGGAGAACCAGCUGCAGCAAAUCCACAUUCAGCUCCAGGAGACCCAAGGGCAUCUGGGUGCUAUGAGGGGCAGGAUAUCUCAGCCACACGAUGAGGAAGGGAGGGACAAACCAUUGGCUGAGGCGACCUGUGAGAUCCCUCCAUCUUCCCAGGAAACUUUGAACAAGGAUAAAAUAUUCUGCUCUGAAACGUAUAUUAGACUUGGAUCCCAGCAGAGCGAUGAUAUACCAGACAGCUCCCGUCAGCCGGUGCCAUAUAGUAUUUCAUUUUCUCCUGAAGCUGAUUCGGGACAGAGGACAAGAGUGAUCUCCACAGAAGAAGACCCCUUCACAGAAUUUAUGAAAAAGGGAGAGGCGUACUUCCAGCAGGAAUUUUCAGGCCAAAGCUCUUUGCUCAGUGAACUGAAUGAUGCAAUAGCAGCUCUGAACAAGGUGUCUGAACCACAAGUACCAGGGACAGAUGACCUACUGCUUGAGGAUGCUUCUUUACAGCCAGCCAGACAAGGUGGGGAUUCUGAGCAAAGAAUCAAGCAGGUCAGAGAUUCAGAGCAUCAGGUGCUCUCAAGAAAUGACAAUGAACUGAAGGCCCUGCCUGAGGCACUUUCAGUCCUUCCCACCAAUCAGGCUACAUCCCAAAGAGAGGCUCUUAAACAGGGACCAACUCAAGCAGAACUUCAUGCACAGGAGGUGAAGCAGGCUCGGGCUUCUGAGCCAGCAAUGCAGGAUCAGGCUCAAAAACUCAUGAAGAAAGAGGUUGUUUAUGCAGAGAUGCAGCCCCCUGCUGUUUCAGAGCUGGCAGUGCAAACCACCAUUCACAAGCAGAACCCGCCAGAGGGAGGUGUUCUCCUGCCAGGUGUAUUGCAGCCUGGCAUUACAGAGCAGGCAGAUGAAAUUCAGAAGUGGGCAUCAAUGAAGAGAGAUGUGGUCCUUGCAGAUGAGUGGCCACCUGCUGUUUCUGAGCAGGCACUGCUGAAGGAAAAGCCUCCAGAAAUGAAAGCGCCGGAGGAGAAGACAUUUGAGCAGAGAGAACCACCAAAACAGGAGACACCACCAACUUAUUUCCCUCAUGUGGGAGCCCUGUACAAAGAAGGUGUAGAAAAUGAACAAGGAGAAGCCCUUCUCAGAGCCAGCCAGCUGGGGGAUACACUCCAGGCCAAGAUGCAGCCCCAAAGCACUGGGAAACCAGAAGCGACACGGGCAGAAGAAACAAGAGGAGACAUGGGUAUUUUUCAACAAGAGGAGAAGCAAACGAGCAGUGUGAAAGCGAACGAGGAUGCAAUCCCCAAACUGGGAGGCCAAGGGUACCAAGCUAAUGUGACACCAGAGCAGCCAGGCAGAGCUGCUAAAGCCACCACGGAGACCUGCCCUGAUCCAGACCAUCUUUAUAACGUGUUGUUUGUGGGGGACUCAAACGUUGGCAAAACAUCGUUUCUGUACCGGUUACAUGAGAAUUCCUUCAACCCAAGCCUAACUGCUACUGUAGGAAUGGAUUAUCGGGUCAAAAACCUUUUUGUGGACAACAAGUGCUUUGCUCUACGCCUAUGGGACACGGCUGGCCAAGAAAGGUACCAUAGUGUCACCAAGCAGUUUUUCCGAAAAGCUGACGGAGUGGUGUUGAUGUAUGAUAUUACUUCAGAAUACUCCUUCGCAGACGUGCGGUACUGGCUGAAUUGUAUCCAGGAAGGAGCAGGAGAUGGAGUUGUCAUCCUUCUACUUGGUAACAAAACAGACUGUGCCACAGAAAGACAGGUAUCUACUGAAGAGGGUGGACGCUUGGCUAAGGAGUGUGAGCUCUUGUUUUAUGAAUGCAGUGCUGCGUCAGGCCACAAAGUCUCUGAAUCUAUGAUUGACUUAGCCAGAUCACUGAAAGCUCACGAAGACAGAUUAAAAACUGAGGUGGUGGAGGUACCAGCAUCACCAAAGAAGAAAAGAGGUUGCUGCAGAUGAUCGAGAAACUCUGUGCUUUGAUCAAAAAAUACAGCCCGAAAGCAUAAAAAUGGCCCUCUUUUAACCUUCAUCUCUGCUCCUCAUGUCUGACUUUACUGAUUCCCCUUAAGCGUUGCAGAACAAAUGCAGUUAUCAGGGAGUGAGUUGUAAUCUGUCUCAUUCAUAGCUAAUCUAUUUCUCUGAUUGCCUACCCCCACAGUAUGUUAGGGCCUAACACAUUAGUGGGCAAACAUUAUUUCUUUCAUUAAGAGAUCAAAACUGUGCUCCUCCAUUGCUGCUACUGAUGCAAGAAGCAGAAAGAGCCCAGCUGGAUUUUCAGAUCUCAGAAUGAGUUUUGCAGCCAGCAGACAGAAAAAUCCUCUUUGAGGGUGGAAUUCACUCUUAUGCAGAGGGCCUGCGCAAGGCCUAUGAAUGUAUCGCAGGAGAUCUCACAAUUGGGUUUAAGUGGUGCAGGCACCUUUGCACAGUGGUGAAUUUCACUCAGCAUGUGUAAACUCAGAAAAUCUGAUCCAGAUUCAAUUGAGAGAGAAUACACAAUAUGCCUCAAUCUCAUUUUUACAGUCAUUUUUCCGAUUGCACUUUAUAAAGUAGGUCAUCAGUUUGAAGUGUCUUCACAUUUAUAAUAUCUAGCUUUGCCCUCGCCUACAUCUCAUAUUGUACUACACCAGCGGUCAAUAGAGGAUCCCUACAAAAAUGGCUGCUAAAACUGUGAUUAAAAAAAACAACACAUAGAAAGAUGGGUAGAAGGUACAGGAUAAUAAAAUCACUUCGGAGCGAUGAGUCAAUUGGAUAGUUUGAUCAGCGGAACAUUUGUGAGUCUAUCAUUUUCAAUGGAGGGUACUUUGAGCAAUGGAACAGCCUCCAGCGCAAUGGAUUGUUGCAUUAGAACAGAGGUUCUCAAACUGUGGUCCGCGAGCUCCAUUCAGGUGGUCCGCGGAUAGUUUCCUCUAAGGUACAUGCCUGGGGGGCCAUACACAAGAGAUUGAAGGGCCAGCCACCUAAUAAAUGGAGCCUUGCAAGCAUGGCUCCACUAAUUAGGUGCCUGGACCCUGGAGAAGACGGACACGUAAGGUGAGGUGGUGGCCUUGGGAGGAA